AUGCCGCCGCCGCCGCCGCCGGAGGAGGUGGAGACAAGGGACUGGGCGGAGCUGCCGUUGGACGCGAUAUCGGCCAUCCUCCACAAGCUCGACCACGUCGACAUCCUGAUGGGGCCCGGGCAGGUGUGCCGCUCUUGGCGCGGCGCCGCCCGCGACGAGCCCGAGCUGUGGCGCCGCAUCGACAUGCUAGGCCACGCCGAACUCUUCAACGAGCUCAACUUCCACGGGAUGGCGCAGGAGGCCGUCCGCCGCAGCGCGGGGAGGUGCGAGGCGUUCUGGGGCGAGUACGCCGGCGACCGCGACUUUCUCCUCUACCUCGGCGACCAGGCACCAUCUCUCAAGAGCCUUCGCCUUAUUUCUUGCUAUAAUAUCUUUGAUGAAGGACUUACAGAGGCUAUAGUGAAGUUCCCUUUGCUCGAGGAGCUUGAGCUUUCAUUAUGUUCAAAUGUGGGUGAGAGUGGUGUGUUUGGGGUUGUUGGCAACGCCUGUCCACAACUGAAGCGCUUCAGAUUCAGUAAGGAUGUGUUCUAUGAUUUUGAAGCUAGUGGCUAUGACAGGGAUGAUGAAGCCCUGGGGAUUGCUAGUAUGCGUGAACUACGCUCUUUACAGCUGUUUGGCAAUUGCCUCACUAAUAAAGGACUGACAACCAUCCUAGACAAUUGCCUCCACCUGGAGUCCCUUGACAUUCGUCACUGCUUCAACGUCAACAUGGACGAAACCCUGCGCGCAAAGUGUGCCAAGUUAAGCACACUGAGGCCUCCCCAUGACUCAACUGAUGACUAUAACUUUCAGGUUCAGGAACCUGUUUGGGCGGAUUCAGAGCCCUGGUCGGGUGACUCUAUGGGUUAUGGUUCUGACUAUGAGCUUGGCUCUGAAGAUUACGAUGAUUACUGCGAUCCUUCCCGCUACCUUGAUGGUGUGUACGAGGACGGUCUUGAUGAAGAAGAGAGGAUGAUUCUCAGGGGCAUGCGUGCGCUUAUGAAGUAAAGUCCAACAGGUGUUGCGAUCGAAAUGGCUGGAUGUUUCACCUUUUUUCCGAAGUAUAUGCACUAUCGGGUUCCCUAGGCUGGCAUGAUCUGUACUUUGCUGCUUGUGCAGGUGGCAUGGAUCUGCGUCCGUAUCGACUUCUCCUAGAAUAUCGUGGGCAAUGUUCUGUAAUUUGUCCAACCGUCUUGUGGAACAUCUUGUGUUGUAGGAGUCCUUUACCCUGCAGUUGUCAUGGAAUAGUAUGCUUUGCACCUUUUAGUGUGUGGAGCAUGUCGUGUGUUAAGAGUCCCUUACCUUGCAGUUCAGUGACUUCAGUCGCUGUGUAGUAUGCUUUAACCUUUGUAGUAGGUACUGGUUUGUUUA
Molecule: messenger RNA, 1350 nt
Organism: Lolium rigidum
Lineage: Eukaryota; Viridiplantae; Streptophyta; Magnoliopsida; Poales; Poaceae
Product: putative F-box/LRR-repeat protein 23
Exons: 2
Coding region: 1-987 (328 amino acids)
Molecular function (GO): protein binding
Source: RefSeq, a predicted model, not a curated record